Molecule: messenger RNA, 728 nt
Organism: Lutra lutra (Eurasian river otter)
Lineage: Eukaryota; Metazoa; Chordata; Mammalia; Carnivora; Mustelidae
Product: platelet factor 4-like
Exons: 4
Coding region: 59-598 (179 amino acids)
Biological process (GO): cellular response to lipopolysaccharide; antimicrobial humoral immune response mediated by antimicrobial peptide; neutrophil chemotaxis
Cellular component (GO): extracellular region
Molecular function (GO): chemokine activity; CXCR chemokine receptor binding
Source: RefSeq, a predicted model, not a curated record
GUUGAGAAGAAACAGAAACUGCCUCCGGUUGGAAGGUACCAGCCCUGUACACCGCAACAUGGUGACCACAGAGAAGUCUAUGGUAACAUGUGACAAAGGCAAGACAUCUGGCCAGGGCCUAGCUCUUCCCAGAAGUAUCCCAGCUUCCCCAUUCUCCAACCCAAGCUUCCGGACCCUGGGGAUAAAAUGGGCCUGGAGAGUCUUGGGAGCAACUGGCCUGCAUAAGCCCCAGCCUCGACUGCCUUACACUCUCGGCUUCUGCUUGUACCUGCUGGACAUGAGUGUUGGAGCACGUUCCUGUGCCCCCAGCCCCUGGCUGGGCCCGGGGCUGCUGCUCCUGGGACUGCUGCUCCUGCCAGCUGUGGUCGCCCUCCCCACAGUGGACCUGGAGGGAGGAGAGGAGGACCUGCGCUGCGUGUGUAUGAAGACCACCUCUCUAGUCCGCCCUAAGCACAUCAGCAGCCUGGAGGUCAUCGGUGUGUCAGGCUACUGUCCCACCCCCCAGAUGAUAGCUUCGCUGAAGGAUGGGAGGAAAAUAUGCCUGGACCCGAAUGCUCCUGUGUAUAAGAAAAUAAUUAGGAAGCUUUUGAAGAGCUAGUUACUGGUUGCCUGACCCCGUACAUUUUCAACAGAGCAUGUUUUUUAUUUUAGUUUUUCCAUUUUCAACCUAACUGUGGACAAAUCUUCUGAAGUUUUUAUGAUAUUUUAAAUUCUUAAUAAAUAAAAUA